Messenger RNA from Tarenaya hassleriana, 931 nucleotides. Its product is annotated as trafficking protein particle complex subunit 6B-like. The transcript has 4 exons. Gene Ontology annotation, biological process: endoplasmic reticulum to Golgi vesicle-mediated transport; regulation of GTPase activity. The coding region runs from base 85 to 612 and encodes 175 amino acids. NCBI's taxonomy places the organism in Eukaryota, Viridiplantae, Streptophyta, Magnoliopsida, Brassicales, Cleomaceae. Gene Ontology annotation, cellular component: trans-Golgi network; cis-Golgi network; TRAPP complex. The record is from RefSeq and is a predicted model, not a curated record.
GAACUUCUUUAGGCAUUCUCCUCUGAUUUUUUCUCUGCCAUUAGAUCAGAGUCAGAGCUUCGACCGGUCGGAGAGAGAGAGAGAAUGGGGAGAGAAGUGGCGGAGAGCUGUGUGGAUACUCUGUUGACGGAGACGGUGUCAAUGUACUGCGAUCGCUUCUACGCUAACAAGCCGGAGCUCGCCGCCCGGAGAAUCGAGGCCAUCGGUUACCAGGUUGGCCACCAGCUCUCCGAGAGUAGAUACACAAUGGAAAGGCCGAGGUUCAAUGACCAUCUUGAGGCAAUCAAGUUCAUCUGCAAGGACUUCUGGUCUGAGGUUUUCAAGAAGCAGAUAGACAACUUAAAGACAAAUCACAGGGGUACUUUUGUAUUGCAAGACAACAGGUUCCGGUGGCUAUCACGUGUUUCUCUUGACCCUUCUUCGUCUGAGAAGGAAACUGAAGAUCUUUCUAGCUCAGGGGAAAGCAAGGCGGCACAAGCAGUGAGCAUGUAUCUGUAUUUCCCUUGUGGAAUCAUAAGGGGUGCCCUCUCAAAUUUGGGAAUCCCUUGUGCUGUGUCCGCCGACAUAUCAAACCUUCCUGCAUGUUCUUUUGUGGUUCGGGUCAAGGCCUGAUUUUGCCUCCUCCUCCAAAUAUAUAUAUUUCCCGAUGAGAACGACUGUCGCUGCUCGUGGGGCUCCACUCCAGUUCUGGUUUCGGUUUUGGUUUCGGUUUUGGUUUCAGGGUUGCAAAGAAUGUAAGAUUCUUUGGCUUUCUGAAUGUGUGCCGAAGUCACUGUAAAAAUUUUGGUAUGCCAUACCCUAACUUGGCAGACUGUUCUUGCCUUUUCAAGUUGCCUUGGACGGCAAGAAAUAAGAAAUGGUGUGGUAAAGCUGUGCUAUGUCAAAAAUGAUAUAUUAGAAGAUCAGGAAAAGUUUUUUUCUUUCUUGUUAA